Messenger RNA from Oncorhynchus kisutch (coho salmon), 3168 nucleotides. RefSeq names its product gastrula zinc finger protein XlCGF48.2-like. The transcript is spliced from 6 exons. Bases 204 to 2027 code for a protein of 607 amino acids. Gene Ontology annotation, biological process: regulation of transcription by RNA polymerase II. The record is from RefSeq and is a predicted model, not a curated record. Gene Ontology annotation, molecular function: DNA-binding transcription factor activity, RNA polymerase II-specific; RNA polymerase II cis-regulatory region sequence-specific DNA binding. Lineage: Eukaryota; Metazoa; Chordata; Actinopteri; Salmoniformes; Salmonidae.
AAAAAAAAAGUGUCGUCACCAAGAGCAAUUUCCAUGUUAGCUUUUUUAAUUGUUGUUAGAUGUUUAACACCCUGGAACUCAAAAUAAGAUUAAUUUAACCGCAUAGCAUCACAUGCUUACUCCAGCUAUUCUUUAAAUUUCAUUGGAGACAGGACUUGGAUGUGAACUAGGUAACGCUAGCUAGCUGCUAACGUUAGCUAAAAAUGGCUAACUGUAUGGCUUUUCACAGUCAAAUGGCAUCCAUCAUGGAGGUGCUAGCGAAUGCAGCCGUGGCAGAGAUCUGUAAACUCGUAGAUGACGACUAUGCAGUGUUUCGUUUGGAAAUAACUCAAAGCCAGAAAGAAAACAAGGCAUUGCGGAGGAAACUACAGCAACUGGAAAUUAAGGUGGCACGGGACCGCGCAGAGAGGACAAUGCGAGAGCGCGUCCUCGCCAGUCCCAGUAGUGUCAAGAUCCUCGACCGAUACAGAGGAAAGGCAAAAGGUGAAGGACAUCUCACUGGAGGCCACAGGAGCUUUGUGAAGCCAGCGGGACACAAUACAUGGAGAGAUGACCAACCAAUCAGUUUUGAUGAGGGGAGUGGAACCUCAACUCAGCACAUUAUCGUGAUAGAGUCUGCAGAUACAGAGGCUGCAGGUCCUGGUGUCAAGCAGGAGAAGUCUGAAGGAGAGGAGGACCCGCGGCACAGCAGAAACAUCCAGACUGAAGUGGCUGGAAUGCCCCCUGUAGCCACGGAGGUCUCCACCUCCGUCCAAGUGCCGCCCAGGACCCGAGGUAACAUUACGGAGGAGGAGGAGGGUCCAGAGGUGCUGCUGGUGAAGGAGGAGGGGUGUGAGGAGGGUCUGGGGAACCCUGAGGGGACCAUGGUCAUGGAGGACAACCAGACUACUCCUACUCCUGGACCGACAGAGGAUUCAGCUGAGCAGUACAGGACCACACACAAUCUCACUGAGUCAGUAGACAUGGAGGAUGGGAAGCCUGAUCUGCUGCUGGUCAAACAAGAGACAAUAGAAGACAGACCAGAGAGCAUUGAUCUGCUGAGUGGACUACAGAUGGAAGAGCAAGGUGGUUGGCUGGAGGCUAACAGAGGAGACUGGGCGAACAUCUUGGAUGCCCAGACCCAGAUGAGUGCAGCCAAGGGCCCAGGGUACGACAUCACCGAGCAGGCCAGGACCAGAGGCGACAUAGUGAAGGUCAAUGGAUGGGACAGCGUCCUCAACUAUGGGCUGGGGAACAACACUGUUAACCACAACCAGAAACAGAGAGUGGAACACAAAACAACAUCCGAACUUAGUCUCCAUAAAAGACUGGCUGAGACCAGGGCGAGACGUAGAUUUGGUCUGCAGGGACAGGGCGGUGUCCAUAUGCAACUGGAGAGAACAGACACAUACUCGGCUAGCAAUGCUCCCUCCUGCUCCUAUAGUUGUGAUUCAGAGAGACAGGUGGCGCCUCAGGUUGACCCCCUAACAGAUUCUUCCUUUAGCCUGCCUUCUAUAGGAUCUAUCAACUGGAACAUGGACCCUGCGAUAACACAGACACUACCUGGCCUUCAUCCUCCUCACACUCUCCUAAUGUUAAACCAGACCUCAGACAAUGCCAGUGCAUCAACCCUAAAUGGCAACACAAGCCCAUUGACAAAUGACAGUAGUAGUGACGCUAUCAGCAGAUCUGGUGGCAAAGAGAAGCGCUUCCCUUGUUCAUUCUGUGGGAAAGUCUUCCGUUUGCCUAAACAGGUGGAGAUCCACCAGAGGAUGCACACCGGGGAAAAACCGUUUGGCUGCCACCUGUGCCGGGCCAAAUUCUCCCACUCGUCCAGCCUGAAGAGGCACCAGAGGGUUCACACAGGGGUGAAACCCUUCAGCUGUACCCAGUGUCAGACGUGCUUUGCUCAGGCUGGUCAUCUGAAGAGGCACCAGAGGGUCCACACGGGAGAGAGGCCGUUCACCUGUACGCACUGCGGGAAGAGGUUCUCAGAGAAGAGCUACCUCAGGAUACACCAGCAGAAAAUGCACAGGGCCCAUGUAUAGAGUAUUGUGACAUGUAGUUAGUUUGUUUGUAGUUAAUUCUGUUGGUUUUGGAUGUAGUGGUGAACUGAGGAAAGAGUAUGAUUAAAUAGAUGAUAUGUUACGCCUGCUCCCGCUUCUCCUCUCUGGCGUUUGAGGGCACCAGGCUGCCCAUCAUUACGCACACUUGUCACCAUCAUUACGCACAUCAGCAAUUGCUGGACUCACCUGGACUCUUACCUUGUUGAUUGCCCCUCCUAUAUCUGUCUGUUCCUCGGUUAGAUCCCUAUGUCAGCAUUACUGUCCGUGUUUCAUUAAAUGUUCACUCCUUGUACUUGCUUCUCGUCUCCAGUGUCUGUCCUCACAGAAUGCUGACACCCAUAUUUGAAACAUCAGGGAGGUUUUUGUUUUACUGAUAACAUCGGGUCCGGGUGACGCUGCUGUAGGAACCAGGGGUGCCUCAGCAGGCUCGUUGGGCUUCCAUGCCUUAGCUGGCUCGAGAGGUUUCCUUGCCUCUGUUGGUUCGGCAGGCGCCCAUCCCACAUCAUGCCUCAGUCAGCUCGUUGGGCUCCCUCGCCUCAGCCAGGUCGCCCGGCGCCCAUUUCUCGGCCGGCCCGUCAGGACUCAUCUGGACUCCAUUACUUUGUUGAUUGCCCCUCUUAAAUCUGUCUGUUCCUCUGUUAGAUCCCUGUGUCAGCAUAAUUGUCAUUUUUGUUUUCCCCUGUUUUCCCCAGACGCUGUCUGUAUUCUGUUCCUGUCCGUGUUUCAUUAAAUGUUCACUCCUUGUACUUGCUUCUCAUCUCCAGCGUCUGUCCUCACGAUAUGGUGAUGGUUGGUGUGAUGGUGUCUGUAAAAAUGCUUCACUGAUGAAGAGUGACAACCUUUAGGUUGAUACGGGUGUUUUAUAGUGAGAUACGGAUGGUGCCUUAAUUCAUGUUUACUUGACAUGAAGUGGUGAAGAUGUGUGUAAUGUAAUGUUGAACCUUUUCCAAAGUAUUUUUAAAUACAUUUUAAUCAAAGCAAGGGUACAAGAUUUACAGAAAAUGUAAAGUGUUACCAUAGUGAGAAAAGUUGUUAUACAUGUUAUGUUUGUGCAAUAAAAGUAAUGUACUUAAGUUAUGGGUACAUGACCAUUUUGUUGAAAUUAAAUACAAAAUUGACUCUG